AUGAGGUUCGGCACGAAAGAAGCGCCGCUGGAGUCGGAUGGCGUACCUGCUUGGCCUGAAGUCGACGAUACACAUGUGCCCGUCCGCCAUAAUGGCGCUGGUGGUACUCAGAUCGACAAUGAGACGGGUGUCAAGCGUGGUCUUAAGAAUCGCCAUCUCUCCAUGAUGGCUUUAGCGGGCAUUAUAGGACCUGGCCUAUUGGUUGGCGCCGGCGGGGCGCUGAACAAUGGAGGACCUGCAUCGCUGCUCAUCGGCUUCGGAGUCAUUGGGAUCAUUGCAUUCUCCAUCAUGCAAUCGCUUGGCGAAAUGACCACGCUCUAUCCCGGAGGUGGUGCAUUCAUCAGCCUGGCUGAGAGAGUGGUGGAUAAGGCUUUUGCUGUGGCUGUGGGCUGGAAUUACUGGAUAAUUUGGGUGUGCGUCCUUGCAAACGAAUAUAACGUUAUCUCGAGUAUCAUGGUCUUCUGGAGCGACAAGGUGCCUUUGUGGGGCUAUUUCUUGAUUUUCUGGACAGCAUUCCUUGGGUUUCAGCUUUUGGGCGUAGAAGCUUUCGGAGAAGCUGAGUUCUGGCUGGCAUUGGUGAAGUUACUAGGUCUGACGGCGUACUUCCUCUUUGGCAUUAUCUACGCUUCAGGAGGUCUCAUCGGUCAACAAGAGCCACUAGGCUUUCGAUACUGGAACAACCCAGGCGCCUUCAAUGGCAAUGGCUUCCGAGGUGUGGCAACGGUAUUCGUCUUCUGCUCAACGUUCUACGCAGGCGUGGAGUCUGUUGCAGUAGCAGCAACCGAGACAAGGAACCCGGGAGUCGCCGUACCGCAGGCUAUUCGCCAAGUCUUUUGGAGAAUUAUCUUCGUGUACAUGGGAUCUGCUUUCUUCUUCGGCUUGACGUGCCCAGCCAAUGCAGAUGGUCUCGUCAAUGGUGGAAGUCGAGCAUUGCAAUCGCCGAUGACUAUCGCCAUACAAACAGCUGGUUGGGAGGGUGGAGUGCAUUUGAUCAAUGCUUUCAUCUUCAUCACCUGUCUAAGUGCCGUCAACAGUUCGAUCUACAUCGGAUCGCGCACGAUCCUGUACAUGGGACAUAGUGGUAUGGCGCCUGGAUUCUUAGCCUACACGAACAGACGAGGUGUUCCGGUCUGGGCUAUAUUGCUUACAAACGCAUUUGGCGCUAUAUCUAUGAUGAACAUCAGCACGGGAGCGAGUAAAGCAUACUCAUACAUCGUCAACUUGAGCGGCGUCUCCACGUUCAUCGUUUGGGCCAGCAUCUCCUUUAUCCAUAUCCGAUUUCGCUCAGCAUGGAAAGCGCAAGGACGAACGAAGGCAGAACUACCUUUCAAGUCACUCUGGUACCCUUGGAACGCAUACUUUGGCCUCUUCACCACGCUGUUCCUUGCUCUGGUCCAAGGAUGGACGACACUUUCUCCCUUCUCGGCAGGAAACUUUGUGGAUGCAUAUAUCUUGCUACCACUGUUUCCUAUCAUUUACGUGGUCUACAAACUUAUCAAGCGUACGCAUUUCUGGAGAGCUCAUGAGAUAGAUCUGGAUUCGGGGAGGAGGGUAGAUCUCGAUCAGAAGGGCGUGGUGGCGGAUGAUGAGGAGGCUCAUGAGGAGGUAUUGAAACCGAGACCGUGGUGGAAGAAGAUGUUGCAUAAUUUCUGA
Recurvomyces mirabilis is the source of this 1653-nucleotide messenger RNA. It is a transcript of the gene AGP3, whose product is annotated as General amino acid permease. Bases 1 to 1653 code for a protein of 550 amino acids. Gene Ontology annotation, cellular component: membrane. Gene Ontology annotation, molecular function: amino acid transmembrane transporter activity. The transcript has a single exon. Gene Ontology annotation, biological process: amino acid transmembrane transport. Lineage: Eukaryota; Fungi; Ascomycota; Dothideomycetes; Mycosphaerellales; Teratosphaeriaceae. The record is from RefSeq and is a predicted model, not a curated record.